This is a messenger RNA of Chenopodium quinoa (quinoa), 1170 nucleotides long. RefSeq lists its product as uncharacterized. NCBI's taxonomy places the organism in Eukaryota, Viridiplantae, Streptophyta, Magnoliopsida, Caryophyllales, Amaranthaceae. The transcript has a single exon. The record is from RefSeq and is a predicted model, not a curated record. The coding region runs from base 1 to 1170 and encodes 389 amino acids.
AUGGAUCCAAAUAAUCCUAAUUAUGGAAGAAAUAUGAAUUUCCCAACUGAAUACAAUGCAAAUACUCCCCCUUUUGAUCCAAAUAUAUUCAAUAAUCCACAAUUUCAAGCUGCUUUGCAAUGGUUUGGUAGCGACCAAAGACCUAUAAACCCGAAUUAUACAUCCCAAAUUCCUCACCAAUUUCAUGGGGGUUCAUCUUCACAAAAUGUCCCAUUAUUUCCCAUGUCCCAAUAUUUUACCCAACCCAUGGAUCAAUAUCCAAGAGUAAAUGUUAGUAGCACUGCUUCUCCAACAGAAGAUGUACGGGAAGCGCAACAUCUAGAAGAUCUCGAUGAUGAUGUUGUUGACAUUACCGGAGAAGACCUCAAUGAUAAAAAAGCUACUGCAUGGAGUAUAACUGAGGAUAAGGCGCUUGUUUCAGGCUACAUCAACGCCGGUGGGAAUGUUACCAUAAAUACGAAACGAACUAAAGCCGGUUUAUGGGCUGCAAUUGGGAAGUUAUACGAAGAGGCACGGGUAGAGAACCUUGAAGAGAUAAAAGAAUGGACCAUUAAGUCCAUGCAACAACGUUGGGAUUUUAUCAACAAAUGGGUUUCAAAAUGGGUUAUGGCGUACAAUUAUAUCCUACGACAUCCGAAAAGUGGAAACUCAGGCGGAGACGCUGUCCAACGUGCCCAUGAGUAUUAUGCAAAACUCAAUCAUGGAAAACACUUUACUUUGAUGCAUUGUUUUGAAACAAUGCAAAAUUGUCCUAAAUGGGACCCACAUAUGGUCCAACAGCUUCCUUUGGAGAGCGAGGGAAGUGGGAAACGAUCCAAACCAGAAUCACCAAGUGUGGGUGCUGGAAAAAAGCGGCCUAUGGGUAUAAAAAAAUCAAAGAGUUUAGCUGCAGAAGGUAGUAAUUCUUCUACAUCGAUAAACCUUGAAGCUUUCAACACAACUCUUGACGAAACUAGUGAUAAGCGGCUUGAUCAAGGAGAACGAAUGAUCGACUUGAUAAGUAAAAGGAGCGAAGAUAGGAAAAAGCUAAAGGAGGAGGAGAUGAAAUUUAGCAUGUUACGUUCGUUGAUGGCAAAACCCGUCCUCGAUGAAUUUGAAGUCGAAAUGUACAAGAAGCUUAGAGAGGAGUUUAGUAACAGGUUUUUUUUAGAGAUAUUAGUUAAGUACUAG